AGUAACAAUCCAUCGUGUCCUCAAACCGUAUGCGUAAGGUGUUCAUCAUAUCGGCAAGUAUAUGCUCAACAGGAUCUGAUCGCUCUGCUGGCGGCUCACCCAAUACUGCUCGAACUGCAGCGCCGAUUUCAGGAUCCUCCGUCCAUUCUUCUAACUCCUUGGCGGUAUCUGCUGCGUACUUCUUAUCCAAAAGUAAAGAAGAACACAUCUCGACCAUUAGUAUUCUGACUCCAAUGUCAUUGUCUUCAAUAGCCUUUGGCAGUAUUCGAAAAGCAUGGCUAAUAUUCUCCUUCAAUGUACUGUGCAGAUACUGUAUUGCAACAAGGCGAGGCUCAGCAUCAGCAUCCAUUAGCACCACGUUUUCACAUAGCAGUGGAAGCUCAUCUAGAUGGUACUGCUCAUCUAAUAUCAGACAUCGAAGCGCUGCAGCUCUCACAUAGGGUGAAGGAUCGGAGCGAACGAGGGGUUGCAGCGGCCCUAACAUCGGACGAAAACAGGGUACCACCGCUGCAAUCUCCAAUGCGGUAUCACGUACUUCCCAAUCCGAGUGCAUUAUGGCUGGAAUAA
This is a messenger RNA of Haemonchus placei, 567 nucleotides long. The record is from the annotation of a GenBank genome assembly. NCBI's taxonomy places the organism in Eukaryota, Metazoa, Nematoda, Chromadorea, Rhabditida, Trichostrongylidae.